CCUGUGGGCGGCGGGCACACAGCGCUCCUGGCACAGCCUGGCCCAGAGCUAGGAGCGCAGCGGGCGGAUCGGGCUGUGGCACGGGGCGGCAGCGGACUUAGAGCCAGAAGCCUGAGCCUGGAGUUGCGCUGAGAGCAGAUGAAGAAAAUGAGGCUCAGAGAAAUUAAAUGCGUUGCCAGAGAUCACAUGGCCAGUAAACUGUGGAGCUCACAUAGGAACCCAACACACGUGGCUCUCAGAUCUAGUCUAGAGCUCCUGCCUGAACUACACUAAAGUGGUCCCCAUCAUGUGUGAGACGGGCAUGAUGUCCCCUGAACCGUCCAGCCCAGGCUACGACGGGGAAUCUUCAGACACGUAUCUCCAGGUUGAUCGCUGGCAGAGACUGCGCACAGCUGUCCGGAGGCUGGAAUUCUGGGAGAACUUUGAUGCUGAACUUAUUGGGAGUGGCUUCUUCUCCCAGGUCUACAAGGUGACCCAAAGUUCGACCUGCAAGGUGAUGGUGGUGAAGAUCUACAAGAAUGAUGUGGACCAACUGGUCAUCCUGAGGGAGAUCAGCCUGCUGCAGAAGCUGUCCCACCCCAACAUUGUCAGGUACCUCGGCAUCUGUGUGAGGGAUGAGAAGCUGUAUCCGAUCCUGGAGUAUGUAAAUGGCGGCUGCUUGGAAGAACUCUUGGCCAGACAGGAGGUGCCUCUGAGCUGGAAGGAGAAGGUAGCUCUGGCCUGUGACAUUACCAGGGGCAUGGUGUAUCUGCACUCCAAGAAUAUUUACCACCGGGACCUAAACUCCAAGAACUGCUUGAUCCGUGUUACAUCUCGAGGCCGGGAGGCCCUGGUUACCGAUUUUGGCCUGGCCAGAGAGGUGGUAGAGAUGCCUGCCGCAGACCCUGAGCGGAAGCUGUCCCUGGUGGGCUCGGCCUUCUGGAUGGCCCCUGAGAUGCUCCGGGGGGAGCCAUAUGACCGGAAGGUAGAUGUGUUCUCAUUUGGCAUUGUCCUUUGUGAGAUCCUUGGUCGGAUUCCUGCUGACCCUGAGGUUCUUCCCCGGACACAGGACUAUGGACUAGAUGUAGCUGCAUUCCAAGGGAUGGUCAAUGAGUGUCCCCCACAUAUCCUAGAUUUGGCUGCCAGCUGUUGCCGGUUGGAAGCUUUGAAGCGGCCAUCCUUCACUGAACUCCUGGAAGAAUUGGAAGAGAUGGCUGAGAUACUGGACUCCCAAACAGCCAGUUAGCUUUUGGAGAGUGAACUUUGGUGCCUGCUCCCACCUGACUUUCCUGCAGGGACAGACAGGGCUUCCCUACAUGACUGAGCCGUAAGCAGAUCCAGAAGGGGAUAGUUCCCUGCCUCAGCUUCCAUGGACUUGUUUGUGCUUGCUCUGCCGGCCGCUUUCUCAGAAGACUGGGCGAUACAGAGAGCUCAGCAGAUAAUACAGGGAGAGAGUUAUUACAGAAGUAACUCAGAUGGGAACAUUUUCUGGGACUCAUUUGUAAUAUAAAUAACCAGAAGUGCUCUCGGGAUGGAUGGAGAUGACUACUUUCCCUUGUGGGUUCCAUCAUGGGCACCCUGGAACCCCCAAAUCCAGCAUGGUAACCAUGGGUCAAUAUUCCUUUUGGGAAAGAAGAGAUUACUAGGCCAAACCUGAAACUCAACCAUCUCCGUCCAACUCCUUCCACAGCCUUGCCAGUGACCUCCUUAACUCGAGAAAUGUCCACCCUGGGUUCCUGAUUUCUUGUUUGGUGACUUCCUCUUCUGAACCACUAUAUCAAGAAAAGCCCCCUCUAAGGGCUUGGGCCUUUGGCCCAUCCUAAGUAGAGGGGUUAUUUAAGCCCUAUUCCCCCCCCCCCCUCUCUCUCUCUCUCUCUCUCUCUCUCUCUCUCUCUCUCUCUUUCUCUCUCUCUCUCUCUCUCUCUCUCUCUCUCUUUCUCUUUCUCUCUCUUUCUCUCUCUCUCUCUCUCUCUCUCUCUCUCUCUCUCUCUCUCUCUCUCUCUCUCCUGUUUGUAAUUAAAACUCCAUAAAAGGUAAAAAAAAAAAAGAAAAGCCCCAGCUAUGGCUCCCUUUUCCUCCUACUUUCUGGACAGCUCCUCUGUCACCUUUUUGUUGCUUCUUCCUCCUCUCUCUCUCUCUCUCUCUCUCUCUCUCUCUCUCUCUCUCUCUCUCUCUCUCACUUCUGAAAUCAUGAGCCACGAUCAGAUGAACUCUGGCUCAAUCUGCUCCACUAGACCCAUCAUGAUCUCUAUAACUUUCCCACCUAAGUGACCUUUCCUGGCCACCACUCUCCUCUGGGUGUUGUUUCUCCCAAUAGAAUGCAAGAUCGCUGAGGUCAGGGACUGGCUUCACUUUUGUAGAGGCACCUCCGUUGCUUAAAUGGACAAAUGAUGGAUAGGCAGGGGGGGUUAGGGCAAAGGGCCCCUGAGUGACUGGCUCUGUAGCCUUCUCUCACAGUCCUGGGCAUUUAUUAUCCCUUUGGGGCUCCUUGGGAGACCCAUCCCCCUGGGAUUAAGGAAGCCACAGGGUCUGAACGUGACCCCUCAGUUCCUACUUCCCUGAGGAAGCCAAGAGGGCUAAAAGGAUGAGGGGAAGAUUUGUACAAAGCCAACUUGCACUCUCUCCCUCCUCUGACCUGGGAGGAAGGGGGAGGAGAAUUUGGGGAUGAGCUUUCCUGAGCCUGGAAUCAUCUCAUAGCUACCCAACUAAAUAUCAACAUGAUUGUCUCUCCCUGGGAUGGAGGCCGCCCCACAGAUGGUCGUUCCUCCGUACCCCUCUUCCCUCAUGCAAGACACUGUGUCCUAAGAACCUCUAUCGAGGGGUCUCAUCUCAGUCUGCGUCUCGGCUCAUGCCAGCUGGGUGUCUCUGAGAGAGGCAACUUCCCAGGCCAGACCCAAGCAGCCUGACCACCCAGCUUCCCAAGUACCCGGGCGUCUGAAUGGGUAGUGGAUGUUUAUUUACAUGAGGGAGAUCUCUCCAAAGAGCAGACUAGUUCACAACCCCAUGACAUCUUUCUUCCCAAUGCUAUCACCUCGACAACCCCAGCUAGCUUUCUUCAGGGGUCAGUGAAGUUGGAGUGAGCGAGGGAUAGCCAAAUGGAGCAGGGGUGCCGUGGGGAGCACCAGGCAGGAAGCCUGGCUAUUGACUUUCACUGUGUUUUGCUGUGUGAAUUUGAAGAAGUCACUAAAACUCUCUGGGAUUAAGAGGGGCCUGUCAAAGUUUCUCCAAUGUCCUAUGUGAGGUAUGCCUUACUCUGCGCGGGGACUGUUGGCAACCGUUGAAGCACCAAUUGGCUGGUUGGACAAUAUCCCCCCCACCCCUUGAGGCUGGGUUCUGGAUGGGGCUUGAGGAUAGGGGAGAAUUCAGUGAAUUGAUGGCUCUUGGUUGUAGAACAUAACCACCAGAUGGCCUGGGAGGAAGGAGAAUGUCCUGGGCAGCAUUGGAAACACGGGCAGACACAGCAUGUACUCCAGAACCGCUCUGGCUCUGUUCCCCUGAUCCAAGGUCCUAGGAAAAGUCUUACUAAAUAGAAGAAAUAAAGCUUGUUGAAUCCGAUAAA
This is a messenger RNA of Monodelphis domestica (gray short-tailed opossum), 3538 nucleotides long. The record is from RefSeq and is a predicted model, not a curated record. NCBI's taxonomy places the organism in Eukaryota, Metazoa, Chordata, Mammalia, Didelphimorphia, Didelphidae.